This is a messenger RNA of Drosophila elegans, 3282 nucleotides long. RefSeq lists its product as uncharacterized. The transcript has a single exon. Lineage: Eukaryota; Metazoa; Arthropoda; Insecta; Diptera; Drosophilidae. The record is from RefSeq and is a predicted model, not a curated record. The coding region runs from base 165 to 3131 and encodes 988 amino acids.
UUGUUAUUUUUCGCCUUUAGCACUCAUUAUGUUAGAUUAUCAAACAAAAAUUAAUCAAAAUCGUUUUUAACCAUCGAACAAAAGCCCACACAGUGUAAAUUUAAGAUCAGCUAAAAUUCCCAUUCGACCAAAAGAACGUCAUCAAAAUUUACAGCGUAAGUGCAAUGGCAAUGUCAACAUUUUUGGGCGGCACUCGUCGCAAUCCGCCGGAUCGAUCGAAGAUAAUCAAGGCCAAAAAGCCGGAGGGCAAGCGAGUCACCGGAUCGUCGGGCGGUGAAGGAUCAGGAGGAUCGGGUGUUGGAGCUGUUGGUGGUGCUAAUGGAUCAACAUCCGCAGCCAAGCGCAAUUGUGGACCACUGAGUGGGGCAAGGGCACCCAAGAGGACUACGGCGGUGCCAACCGAAUUAAGCGGUGUCCUGCCCAAAAGAGCAACUGGCGGUGGUGGUGGUCCGACUAGAACACUCCAAACAACGGCCACAUCCACGAUGCGUCGUAGACAAGCACCUCUGGCUUCGGUUCCGGUAAGGAUUCCCGCUCCCCGUCAAAUAAACGAAGUGAAGUGGAUCAUGAUGCCGUCGCCGACAUUCGUCCCGUGCAGCGAGACCUCCUCCUCCGAGGACAACAGCCUGGAACAGGCCAAAAUCAAUGAACAGGAUGUGGAUGUGGAUGUGGAUGUGAAUGUGGAUGUGGAUCUGGAGAGGAGCAGCAGCAGUGGGCGGUUGGAGAAGGUGCACCAGCUGGAGGAUCUGUGCCAGGUGACUCCGGCCAAGACGAAGGUGCGAUGCUCGCGCAUAUUCUGUGUACCCAGCCAGCGAAUCAUGCACGAGGAGGAGCUGCUGCAGGCCCAACUGCGCCAGAUGCAUCCGCGGCGGACGAAGACUUCCAACUGGCCGUCCAGCAGAUUGCCCCCUCAACUGAUCAGUAGUGACUCCAGGAAUCCUCCCACUCUCAGUCGUGUGCCGUCGCAGGAGGAUCUCCUAGAUGCUUCCAAAGCCGAAGCCCUGAUACAACCCGAUGCCAUCGAGGCCACAGGCAUGAUCUCCUCCGCUCCCAGUCCAAACGGCAGUCCAAGUCGCAGUCUGAGUCGCCUUCAGAGUCCAAGGAUGAGCACUAGCCAUACCAGAAGUCCUGGUUCCAGCUCACACCCAGCCACGAAUCCAAGCACCCAGAGCAGUAGUCUCAGCAGUAACAGCAGCAUGCAGGAAGUGCAGAGCGUCAUCCAGCAGGGAAACAAGGCCAUCAAGCUGACCUCGACGGUGAUCAAGAUCAUGCCCACCAAAGUGAAACAGGAAAUUCCCAAGGAGAAGAAGAAGUUGCCAAAGCCGCCACAAGUCAAGAAAGGACAGGCGGUGACUGGCCAAUCAGUAAUAGCGUCCCCAAAGUUCACUCCGCGGGUUCAGGUGAUCAGCCCCAUUAGUCAGUCGGUGAAUUAUGUGGUCAAUCAACUGACGGCUCAAUUGAAAGAGGCCGCAACGAUGCCGUCAAAGGACAGGGAUAAGUCAUCCAAGGGAGAUGCGCAUCAGGUCUGGCCAUCGAAGGUUCCUUCAAGCAGGCCUUCCAUUUAUCUGCUCAUGAAUCAGCCAAAAGAUCAGUCCGCUGAGUCAGCAAACAAAGUGCAGUCCAAAGAUGGAUGGCUUAUCCAACCAAUGGAGCCACCAAAGAAACCAUCUACAAGUUUGCAUAGAGAUCAGCCAAGGAGUCAAGCAGGCAAACAGCAGACGAAUCCUAGCGCACAACCCAGGCAUAAUUUGAGUAGAUAUAUGAAUGAUCCAAGGAACAUGGAAGGAAAUCAAUCUCAAAACCAGUCCACAAGUCCACAGUCGCCCGGUUUGUCAUCUCUAAAUCCAUCAACGAAUCCAUACAUUCCGAGGGCAUCCAAAGCGAAGCGAGCACCUCCAGCUACAUUCGGCCAGUCCGUUUCGGUGAACCGGACCAGCCGGCCGGCCACAUCCAUCGCACGUCCGUAUGUGGCACCACCGCCUCUGCCUCCGCCUCCGGUGGCGCAACCGACGGAUGCCCCAACAACUGGCGGCCGGAUCGUGCGGAAGGAGCAGCACAAGGUGCCGCGCACCAUGGAGGAUGGCAUCGAUACGAGCUACCAGUACUUCGUGUCCAUUCCCCUCAAGCGCGGCAAGAAGCCGCAGGUGGUGCGCUACCUGUACCGUCCGAUGGUGCGCCAACUCAACGCACCCACCACGACGUCGUCCAUGCGUCGCCGCUCCUUGCGGCGGGCGAAGAGGAAGCGAGAGGCAGCUGGCGGAGAUGGGGAGCAGACAGCGGCAGAUGGGAAGGCGCCAGAGAUGGAUCCGACUCUGGGGGCUCUGGGUGGAAUGCCCCUACCGCUGGAGGAUCCACCGAAGGCCAAGGAAACAUUAGUGAUAGACCCGGUGGCAGCGCUCAAUGCGCCGUACGAGGUGCCACCACUCAAGCUGGAGGCCCGUUUCAAGCCCAUGAUGGAGCGGCUGGCUGAGAUGCCGUAUCCCGAGGAUCAACCCCACCAUCAUCGUCGCCGUCGUCGUCGUCGGCGCUCCAAUCGCCUAGCCCGCGCCGCCGGUGGCGACGAACAGUUGGCUCCAACAGAGCAUCACCUGGCCACUGGAGGUGGCGGCGAUGCCAUCAAUGCAAUGAAUGCAAUGCGCUCCACGGGACAGGAGUCGUCCGUGUGGAAGCCCAGUUGCCGCCGGCCAGCGCUGGUCAACUAUCGACCGGAAGCCAAUCGUUUGAGCACAGCCACCGGAGCUCCGAUCUCCUAUCAUCCGCCGGUGCAGUUUAUGGAGGCUGGAGAGGAUGGCUUCAUGCUUCCCGGCGAGCCCAUGAUUCAGGCCAUUACCUACGAUGAUAUUGAGCAGCAGGAGAAGCAGGAGCAGCCGGAGCACCAACUGGAACAGAUUGAUCAACUGCUGCUGGAUCUUUCGCCAGGAAAACGCCAACAGGGAGCCACUGUCGUGGCGAAAUCAGUGAGCUUUCAUCCCGGCGAGGUGACAGUAAGUGAAGCCCCCACCAGGAGGAGCAGCUCCAUCAGCAUCGGCUCCACUUCGAGCAGCUGCUGCGACGGGAGCAAGUCCAAAGGGCGACGGGCCACACGGAAGAGCAAGGUCACGUCCAUGGGAAAGGUCAAAAGUCGCAGGUGAAGGUGAAAAAGUGUGCCCCCGGAAAUUGAUUGAUUGAUCAUUGAUUUACGUAGCCCACUAGAUAAUUGGAUUUUUUUUUUAAUUAUUGAAAAUUUAAAAGAGAAACAAAAUUUUGGUAAAACUCACAUCAUAAUCUUUAAUAGAAAUAGGU